CUAGUUAGCGAGAUGAAGAUUAUAGCAAUAAUCCUAUUUGCAAACAUCGGCUACGCCUUAUGUGUGUUUGAAGCGGAUGAUGCCGUUGUUACUCAGGAAAUAAGAGAUGUUGUAAAUAAGUAUAAACGCUUAUCCACUGGAAACGCUGAAUUCUCUCAGCGAAUUGAAAAACUUUACUAUAUGAUUCCCCUGCAACCAGCCUUAUUUCCAGAAAAAAUUCGUGCAGUGACAGAGUUUAAACACUACGACCGAGAGCGACAAAGAUUGGAAGAUGACAUUACUGAGCGCAUAAACAGGCUUAAAACUAUAAUUCGCUUGAGAAAGGGAGAGAAUGUGGUCCGCAAAAGAAAAAUCAAAUCAAGAAUCGGAUUGUUAAGUUAG
Drosophila elegans is the source of this 381-nucleotide messenger RNA. RefSeq lists its product as uncharacterized. NCBI's taxonomy places the organism in Eukaryota, Metazoa, Arthropoda, Insecta, Diptera, Drosophilidae. The record is from RefSeq and is a predicted model, not a curated record. The coding region runs from base 13 to 381 and encodes 122 amino acids. The transcript is spliced from 4 exons.